This is a messenger RNA of Paramecium pentaurelia, 1249 nucleotides long. The record is from the annotation of a GenBank genome assembly. NCBI's taxonomy places the organism in Eukaryota, Ciliophora, Oligohymenophorea, Peniculida, Parameciidae.
AUGGAUACACAAAAUCUCAAUCUACAUCAUUCGUUUUAAUCUAAUGAAGCCAAGAGCAAGCUUCAAAAUAAAAACUAAUUGUCUUCAGUAUUUUAAUAUAUUUAAUAAUAGGAAGAAAUUUAGUCAUUUUAAAAAUAGCCAUAAAGUAGUCGAAUAACGUAGGAAACAGAGAAUAGGUAUAUUAAUUUAUGUAUAUAUUCUAGAUUCAUUAGCUACUCAAAUACAUCUAUUUAUUUGAACAAUAAAUAUUUAGAAAGUUUCGACAAGAAUUCUAAAUAGGCAGUUUCUUCUAAAAUGCUGAUUGCAGAUUAUGAAUGCCUCUUCUAUAAAAAAUACAUGAUCGAAAGAGUAGUAAAGGAAAGUAAACAAUGCAAAGUAAUUUCAGUUUUUUAAUUUAAGGUUGUACUUUGUCAGGAAAUUGGUACGAAUUAGAAAAAAAUUGCCAAGGUUUAUGAAGGAAGAAUGAUGAAUUUUGUAAAAUUUGUAUUAAUAUGGUAGGAAGAUAUUGUUCCAGAAAUUUAGACUAAUUGUAAAUUAUCUAAUUUUCCACAUAGAAACAUCAUAACUUUAAUUGAUUUAUUUAUAGAACCUGAUUUAAUUGCACUUGUUUUUGAAUAUUAAGCAGGUGGAACACUAUAUGAAUUUUUAGUUUAAAAGAAAUUUUAAUUAACAGAUUCAGAAGUUAAAAUCAUUAUGAAAUAAAUUUUAAAAGGUUUAAGACAUCUUUAAAAAAUGGAAAUAAUUCAUCGAGAUAUUAAAUUAGACAAUAUAAUGUUUACAGAAUUCAAUAAUAUUAAAUCAUUAAAAAUAAUUGAUUUUGGAUGUGCUGCAUUUAUUAAUGAUUCAAGAGUGAAAUCAAUCAAAUGUGGCACUUUUGGAUAUAUUGCCCCUGAAAUUUUGAAUGAUCAGUAUUAUGAUUACUCAAGCGAUAUUUAUAGCGUUGGAGGCAUAUUUCAUAUUUUAUUGACUGGAACUAGAAUAUAUCCUUAAUUUUUAGAAUAAUAACAAAUAAAAUAUUUAAAUUCAAAGAAUGCUUAUAAACUAAAUAAAUCAAUAACAUGCCCUUUAAUUUUAGACUUACUUAACUCUAUGCUUUCUCAAUAAUCUAGUAGACCUAAGGCUAAUUCUUGUUUGAAACAUGAAUAUUUUUUAAAGUCUGAUCUUUCAAUUACUAAUUAGUAAACCUUCAUUUUAUAUUAGACUUAAAAAAAUGCAAUUUCCUAAAUUAAGAAAUCCUUUUCGAAAAUGA